This is a messenger RNA of Marchantia polymorpha subsp. ruderalis, 3303 nucleotides long. NCBI's taxonomy places the organism in Eukaryota, Viridiplantae, Streptophyta, Marchantiopsida, Marchantiales, Marchantiaceae. The record is from the annotation of a GenBank genome assembly.
AUUCACAUCGCACCCUCUUUGCCACGAUUUAUUUCAGAUUCACCUGCAAAGAGCUUGUCCAUUCAGUUCGGUCAACAGUGAACAUAAAGCGUCGCUUUCCGUUGCAGUUUACAAUAGUUUUGUAUUUUCAAGAGAUGUGAAGUAACCUUUGCCAUAGAUUGGAGUACUCUGUGGGUUGCUGCUGUUGCACCGCGCAAGAAGUCUCAUGCCUAGCAAACAAAUGCACACGAGUUGUGACAUUGCGACGUGAAAUUCACAAAUUCUUCUUGUGAACUGGGAUCGGGGUUUUUUUUCACGCUCGGUUACAUUUGGCUCGCUCAAUCCAAGCAGCAAACGUUUACUUCUCUGUGAGAGUGGAGGAGAGAAUGGAAGGUGCAGGUGAUUCCAUCGUUAGUCACGUCGCUGAACUUGAGACACGAGAAAUGGACUCCUCAGGCGAGGAACCGGAGCUUCCCCGCGAGGUCGACGCUGAACUUGCGACACAGGAAAUGGAAUUCUCAGGCGAGGAACCGGGGCUUCUCCGCAGGGUCGAGGACCUUAUACAGCGUCUGGAAGGAAAAGGCGAGCCUCUAAGGUCGCUUCCACGUUUAUGCGAUGCGCGAUUCGGAAAGUUAUUUCCGAAUCGUGCAUCGCUCUCGACGAUCAGAGGGUGGCGAAGCAAACUGCGCCUUCGAGUGCUGGAGGCAAUCGGCAACUGCAACACACUUGAGGAUUUGUUCGUAGAAGCAAUUUGUGAAUAUGAUAUAUCGAGGUUGACGGCUAGCGAGUGGGAGGUAGUUCUCAGAGGUUUUAUAUCUAGCACCGUUCUGCGCUGUAUUCAAGUUUGUUGGAAUAGUGGGGAGAGUUCGGAUACGGAAGUGGAGAGUUCGGAUACGGAAUGGGAGAGCUUGUGUUUACAGCUGGGGAGAAUUCUGAGUUCCUCUAGCGUAACACAUUUGAAAAUAUUCAGUUGCCCAUUGACUGCCAGAUGUUUUUUGAAUCUUGCCUCAGGACUGCGAGGAAAUUCUGAUUCUAAGCUUCAGCUUUUAGCACUACAUAGCGCAUGGGGGGACCGGACUGCAGUGAAGCUUGUGGCUGACAUAAUCAACUGUGCUCCUCGAUUAGAAACGUUGAGCUUAAGCGGCUCAAGGUACGACAUGGAUGAAGAGACCGUUGGAAUCGUGUCCCAGGCUUUGAUCCACAGCUCGUCUCUGAAGAAAAUUGACUUAGAUGAUGGCAAUUUAGCGACCAUCUUCGUGAAAGCUUUGGCCGGAGAUCAUGGCAACCGAUCCAUUAAACGUCUUGAGCUGAACAAUAUGUUCGGAUUGGAUACACUCGGUAUGGAUAGACUGGGAGACUGUAUAAGGGACCUCCUUACUUCCAACCCAUCAUUGAAGAAAGUGUCCUUGGGGAACUUCCAGAUGAGUCCUGAGAAAUGGCACCAGCUCGGCGAAGUCAUAAGUGACAAUGCUCUAGAGAUUUUUACUGUCGCUAGUGAGGAAGUUGACUGGAAGUCAAUAGAAGCCCUUGUGUGGGCUGCUAGCUCCGCUGUCAAGGACCCCAAAGUGAGGCUUGCCCUAAAAAUUUCGGAUGACCGUGAUGAAUGGAUGUUAUCAUUAAACCUAUUAGGUAGGGUUCUACGCGGUGAAAUCAAAUCGUUAGAAUCUUUGUUUAUAGUGGCGGAUGAUCCUUGCACUUCAGGUACCAACCAAGAUAGAAUGGGAAGUAUCCUGUCCAUGAAUGGAAAAUCUGGAGAAACUUCAGUCCUGAAGAGACUAUCAUUAUUUGUUUAUAACAAAGAUGUUUUCAAGGGAGUAUGGAAGGACCUGCUUCAGUGCUUGCGAGGCAACACAAGUCUCACUCACUUGGAUUUGAGUGACAACCCAGAGGUGUUCAAAUACAAGCAUUUGCCUGAGUCCAAACUCGACGAAGAGGUGUUCAGGGAUUUGAUGGGGCUCCUACAAGUCAACUUAACUCUCGAGAAAAUCGAUGUCAGAGGAACCUCGUGGGAAACGGACGGAAAGGCGUCGCAGAUUCAAGAGGCGCUAAAGCAGAACCGGAAGCGGGCCAUCUACAUGUCAGUGUUCCGAGAAGCCAAAUUAACAUUUGGAGCUGCAAAAGCUGGUCGACUCUUCUUAUGCGGCUCUCCUAGAGCAGGCAAGACUCAAUUGCGUCGAACCCUAAUGAGUGUAAUCCAAGGCAAAAGCUGGCUUGCAAGCACAUGGAACAGAUUCAGAAUGAAAGGAAUUGAAGUGGAGUUCCUACAAAAUGAUGAAGAAAUGCAAAUCUCGGUUUGGGAUCUUGCGGGACAAUGGAUUUUUCGCACUCUUCAAAAUGUGCUCUUCCCCCAAACCAACAAUUUUUGUGUUUUUCUUUUUGUGUAUAGCCCUUUCUGUAACAAAACUUCUUCGAACAAACCAGAUCAUUGUUUUAGAACAGAAUUGGAGGAGUGGUUGAGUUUUAUUACAUCCAGCACCAAGGUCACAGGACAUAAUCUUCCCCAAGUUAUUGUUGUGAUUUCACACAAAGAUAAAACAAGAUUCCCCUCUUUGACUUGGGCUCGCUCCAUAGUUGAGGAGCUUACCAAAAGGUUCGCAAAUUUUGUGGAUCUUCGCCAAGAGUUUUUUCACGUGGAUGCUCGUGAUAACAAGCAAGUUAUUCUUCUUAAGAGUCAUGUUUUUGAAGUUUUUGAAAAGUUAUUGAGUGACAAAUCUCCACAGGUUCCCCAUUUGUGUUUUCAACUCACUUCCCUCUUGGUUAAAAACACCAAGAAGAACAGAAUUCACCCUCUAUGGCCAUCCAAAGAGUUUCAUGCUUUCUGUGCUCCUAGCUUGACACAAUAUAUUCCAUCAUCAUCUCUUCACCCUGUUGAUCAUUCAAGGAUAAUGGACUCUAUUAUAUCCUACUUGAAUGAUGUUGGAUCCAUCAUUUACAUCCCCAAUGUUGAUUUCGUUAUUGUAGAUCCCAACUGGCUAACCAAUACGUUCUUGGGUGAACUGAUAGCUUUGGGUCAACACUUUCAAGCCGAUGACUCCGAGUCUGCUGAUAACAUGAUGUCAAGUGAGGCAUACACAAGCAAGGACGGAUUUGUGAGUGAGAGUGUCUUUGCUGGAUUGCUGGAUAUUUUGUAGAAGAGUUUCUGGGAAAGCAUCGACAUAGAUGGGGAGGUGUGGACGAAAAGGUGCUUGUGGUAACACGCUUUUUGUUUUUUUUGCAGAAUUUAAACAAUUUUAGAAAACUAGUACCAAAGCAGUGUUUGUAGCUAGAGAAGGGUACGCUAAAUAGAGUGGAUUGAUGAGAUCGUCACGAGGGCACAAAGAAUCA